UUAACGUUAAAUUGGGCUAUGUGUUUCUCAUAAUUUAGUGGGCUUUACUCAGUGAUUGAGCCCAACACCAACCGCAGGAUUUUUAGGGUUUUGACGUCUUCUUCUACUAUGAAACGAACAGUUUUCUUCUUCGAUUUCUCUGAUACAUCUAUGGAGUUUCGUUUUCUUCAAUCCGCGUUAAUCAUGGUUCUAUGAAUCUUUGAUCUGACGUUCUGUCUGUUAAUCAUGGUUCUAUGAAUCUUCGAUCUGGUGUUCUGUCUUCUCUUUAUAUAAAUGAAAAUUUUCUUCUAAUUGAUUCAUCAUCUUUAUCGUGCUCUUAACUUCAUCACCCCUUUAUGAGCACGAUCUAUUAUUGAAUGCACCUUAUUCCUAUGUAAGGCGGUGUCUUCUAAUCCUAUAAAAGAUCUGAAGUUCGGUCGAUGCUUAUCCACAGUUCAAGCACGGUUGCUCCGGUUCUGUUUAGCCAGAAACGUCAAAAAGCUGUGGGGAGAUGAGGCGUGGAUAUGCUCUUUACUGGAUUCUAAGAACCUUCACUUUCCAGCUGAAGCUCACUGAGUUCAACUUCACUUCAAAGCAUCAGUCAUUCACCAUCUCCCACAUAUUUGAAAAGCAUCAGCGUCCACCACUACCAAGCUUCGCUGAACAAAGAAGUAACAAUCAACCUGGUGAAGACAUGCCACGAGCUGGAGCAGUGUCAAGUAAGCGAUCUGGUGAGAUUACCGGUGAAGCCUCUAAGAACACUGGUGCGAGUGAUCGUCUUGGGAUUGUUGAAGGAGGUGAUGCUGAUCCACCUAUCCAAUCUGAUGAAGCUGUUUUUGUUGACUCCACCACUACCAAUGAACCACCCACGGAUGAUGUGCGUGAAGGGAAAAAGCCACGCAGAGCUUAGCUUCCUAACUUCAGCAUGAGUUGAUGUUUCAGUCGUCAUCCUCGCCUCUUAUCUUUUCUCCGUCUUUAUCCUGGUUUUAGUAUUUUAAGGUGGAUUGAUUAACAAGCUCCAUCGCUUUGAGGCCGCACGUCUAUGAUGUGACUCUACAUCCCACUCUCAGUUUUAAUUAAAACUCAAAGGAUAAAGUGAUAAACUUUUAAGUUCCUCAUCUUCCCUCUUCCUACAUAUGAGCUACAGAUAACGACGCCUGGACGACGUCACGUACAUUAUUUAAUCAACCCUCCAACCGUCGUCCGUAGACCCCCCAGAUUGUACCCCGUUUAAUUAUUAAUCCGUCAAAAAAUCACAUGAAAAUUAAUUGUCUAGAUCACAAACGGUCGGAGUCACUAUAGGGAUAACUUAAUCUUGCUCAAGUUCCAUCCAUAUCUCCAUCUCGGUAUCAAUAACUUCAUCAAUGGGAGUCUGAGCCAAUGUUGCCCACUUUGGAACUUCCUCAAGAAGAAUAAGCCAAGAAGUUUCAACACUUGAUGGCAACGUAAAAGUUGAAACUGAAAGGUUUCCAUUCUUUUUGAAUGUUGUAUCUACAUUUAUUUUCAUGCGUACACCUAAGUUUGGGAGUGUGGAACAUCAA
Molecule: messenger RNA, 1520 nt
Organism: Brassica oleracea var. oleracea
Lineage: Eukaryota; Viridiplantae; Streptophyta; Magnoliopsida; Brassicales; Brassicaceae
Exons: 4
Coding region: 491-889 (132 amino acids)
Source: RefSeq, a predicted model, not a curated record